UCUUUAAAUAAAAAAUUGCCUACAAUGAAAGAUAAAUACGAAAAAGAAGAGGUUGAAGUUAAGUAACGUGCAACGCAUGCGCAUUUUUACGGAGUCACGCCUGAUUCUAGAUACGUGUUCCGUUUACCGUUGAUUGUGGUCAAUCAAAAAACCGAAAAAUAGUUUAUUAUUUAUUGCUUAUUUAUCUAUUUCUCUGUUGGUUCUAGAACGGUCUCGAAGGAGGGAUCCGCCAUUCCUCACCCAGACGUUCUUUGUGUUUCUGUGCUGUAAAGUUAAUUACCGGUGAAUUCACUUUUAAUUAUUUAAUUGGUUCCUAUGAUUUAAUUGGUACUGGUCGUUAAGUUUCACCUAAACUACCUGUAAACUUUCCAUUUCUCAAUUACUUGUCCCCGCAACGCCAGCGACUUCAGGGGAGCCCCUCAGUUUCAGAAUGUCCUCAACUCAGUCGGUCGCCUCCUGGUACGCAAAUAAAAAUGUUUUUAUCACCGGAGGCAGCGGCUUCCUAGGCCUUUGCCUCUUGGAGAAGCUGCUCCGCUGCGUACCGAACAUCGGCGAUAUAUACCUGCUGCUCAGACCGAAGAAGGGUAAGAGCGUGGACGCUCGGUUGGAAGACCUGAAAAAAAAUUCCGUCUUCGAGACGUUACUCCAGUCGAAGUCGGUUGAACAGUGCUUCUCGCGCGUCAAGGCGAUAGCCGGCGAUAUCGCCGAGGACGGCCUGGGAAUCUCGGCCUCGGAUCGUCAGAUCUUGGUCGGCAACGUGAACGUAAUCUUCCACUCGGCGGCCACGCUCGACUUCGCCGAGGGAUUCAAGCAGACCGUCCAGAUUAACCUGCUCGGCACGCGGCAGGUGCUGGCGCUCGCGAAGGAAUGUCGAAAUUUCGCGGCGUUCGUCCACGUGAGCAGCGCGUACGUGAACUCCUUUCAGACGGAAUCGGAGGAGAUUUUUUAUCCGUUAAAAGGCGAUCCGGAGGACAUCAUUGCGGUCGUGGAAAAAUCGAGCGAAAAGGAGUUGGAGGAGAGAUCUGUCGAACUGCUGAACGGGCACGCGAAUACUUACACGUACACCAAGCAGAUGGCGGAGAAGGAGGUGGAGAAGAUGGAGAAAGUGUUUCCCUGCGCAAUCGUACGGCCGUCGAUGAUCGUCGGCGCGUGGAAGGAGCCCGUUCCCGGCUGGACGGCCAGCAAAAACGGGCCACAGGGAUUCCUAAUGGGGGCCUCUAAGGGUAUCAUCCGCCGUCUGCCCGUCAGCAAAGAACUAAUCUACGACUACAUUCCGGUCGACGUCGUCGUCAAUCAACUGAUCGUGGCCGCGUUUCGUGCAGGAUCGACGUCCUCGAAAAAACUGGAGAUAUUCCACUGCACCUCGAGUACCCGCAAGCCGUUCACGUGGAGCUCCGUGUACGGCCAAAUCAAUUCCUACCUGCAUACGUAUCCACUGAAGUCCGCCGUGUGGUACCCGCACCUCAAGCUGCUCCCGAGCGUGACGUGGUUCCGGAUUUCCGCAUUAUUUGUUCACUUCUUACCGGCUAUAAUCCUGGACGGGCUCACCAAACUGGCCGGCGGUCGACCGAUUUUGAUGCGGUUGCAUCGUAACGUUAACGCCUCACUCGACCGACUCGAGAAGUUUAUAUUCACCGAGUUCAUUUUUAAGGCCGACAACACGCAGUUACAGGAAUGGCUGACGAGCGAGGAUCAGGUUAUGUUCAAUUUGGACUUGUCGUCGCUCAGGUGGCCGGAGUUCUUCGGUGACCUGGCCAGGGGAGUUCGCGUUUAUUUAAACCACGAGAAGAUGAGCAACAUCGAGGCGGCCCGAGGAAAAGACACCAUGUUGAUGGUGCUGCACCUGGCACUUCAACUUGCGAUCUAUUCCUUGCUGUGGUACACGUUCGCUUGCCUAACCGGUUUGAGCAUGUCGAAGUCGAUGCUUGUUGUUCCAGUAUUUUACGUGUUAUUUAGUUUCGUGUAGUGAGUAUAUAUAGGUUGAGGCGGUUAAAAGUAUUUGGUGUUAUGUAUUUUUUUGAAUAAUUACAAUAAAGAAUUACAAUAA
This is a messenger RNA of Photinus pyralis (common eastern firefly), 2047 nucleotides long. Its product is annotated as putative fatty acyl-CoA reductase CG8306. Gene Ontology annotation, molecular function: alcohol-forming very long-chain fatty acyl-CoA reductase (NADP+) activity. Gene Ontology annotation, cellular component: peroxisome. Gene Ontology annotation, biological process: long-chain fatty-acyl-CoA metabolic process. The record is from RefSeq and is a predicted model, not a curated record. Lineage: Eukaryota; Metazoa; Arthropoda; Insecta; Coleoptera; Lampyridae.